AUGGCCAUCGCUCGCCCCGCCAGGGCCCUGAGCCUGGCUGCCAUCGUGCUAUGGUUCUUCUUCCUUUGGCAGAUCUUCCACCCGCCGCGGCCAACAGAUCAAUGGGCCAAAUGGCGCAUGGAGCACGACCCCAACCUGGACCCUACCGGCGAGCCCGAGGGCAUUCUUACACGUGCCGGUCCAGGCUACGAACCCGGCCCCAAGGGCACCGCCCGCAUCAACGCUACCCUGCUUGCUCUCGUGCGUAACGAGGAGCUUGAGGGUAUGCUUCAGGCGAUGCGCGAUCUUGAACGUACCUGGAACCGAAAGUUCAACUACCCGUGGACCUUCUUCAAUGACGUGCCGUUCACCGAAGAGUUCAUGCGCAAGACUCAAGCCGAAACCAACGCCGAGUGUCGCUACGAAGUUAUCCCGAAGGAGCAUUGGGAAAUGCCGAGCUGGAUUAACAGAGAGCUGUUUAAGGAAUCCACAAAGCUUUUGAAGGAACAGGGCGUGCAGUAUGCCGACAUGGUGUCAUAUCAUCAGAUGUGCCGCUGGAACUCGGGCAUGUUCUACAAGCACCCCGCCCUGGAACACGUUCAGUACUACUGGCGCGUUGAGCCUAAGGUGCACUUCUUUUGCGACAUCGACUACGACGUGUUCCGCUACAUGCGCGAUAACAACAAAACCUACGGCUUCACUAUCAAUCUCUAUGACUCUCCUGAGUCUAUUCCAACUCUGUGGCCCGAGACCCUCAAGUUUCUGGCUGAUCAUCCCGAUUAUAUCCAUCCCAACAAUGCUAUGGAUUGGUUGACCGACAAGGUCCGCCGUCCCGACCACAACGAGAAGGCCAACGGCUAUUCUACGUGUCAUUUCUGGAGCAACUUUGAGAUCGCCGAUAUGAAUUUCUGGCGCAGCAAGGCCUAUGAAGACUAUUUUAAUCAUCUGGACCGGGCUGGUGGCUUCUUUUACGAACGCUGGGGCGAUGCUCCUGUCCACAGCAUUGCUCUUGGUCUGUUUGAGGACAAGAACAAGAUUCACUGGUUCCGCGAUAUCGGCUAUCAGCACAUCCCCUUCUUCAACUGCCCCAAUUCGCCCAAGUGUAAGGGCUGCAAGACCGGCCUGCUCACCGACGGCGAACCCUUCCUCUACAUGGAGGACUGCCGGCCGAACUGGUUCAAGUAUGUUGGCAUGGGCUGA
Thermochaetoides thermophila DSM 1495 is the source of this 1179-nucleotide messenger RNA. RefSeq lists its product as uncharacterized. The record is from RefSeq and is a predicted model, not a curated record. Gene Ontology annotation, molecular function: alpha-1,2-mannosyltransferase activity. Gene Ontology annotation, cellular component: membrane; Golgi apparatus. Gene Ontology annotation, biological process: protein O-linked glycosylation; cell wall mannoprotein biosynthetic process; protein N-linked glycosylation. Bases 1 to 1179 code for a protein of 392 amino acids. The transcript is spliced from 3 exons. Lineage: Eukaryota; Fungi; Ascomycota; Sordariomycetes; Sordariales; Chaetomiaceae.